Messenger RNA from Eufriesea mexicana, 498 nucleotides. RefSeq lists its product as uncharacterized. The transcript has 3 exons. The record is from RefSeq and is a predicted model, not a curated record. Lineage: Eukaryota; Metazoa; Arthropoda; Insecta; Hymenoptera; Apidae. The annotation marks the transcript as partial.
ACGUCCUUAGAAUACAGUGGAGACGCGGGUAAACCGAUGUACGAUCACGGCUUCCGUUUCCAGAACGAGUUCUCGUCGCAGCAGCGUCCUAAAGCAACAGAGGGGCUCGAGAAAGUGGUCAGGAUAAAGGUGGUCGAAGGAUUCUACAGUCUACAUUCAUCCUACACACCUCUUGGGUACUCUGGCAGAGAAAUUUUUCAACGCGAAAGCGGCUCCAGGAAUUCGUCAGAGACGGCGCCUGACGUCAUCUUCGUGCCAGACUGGAGAACGGAGGUCACGUGUCGCGGCGUCAGACGAAAACUCAAUACUCGACCAGUCCCGCGACGGCCAAUAAGCGUCGAAAGGACUCUCUGCGAUCGGCACACGGUCCCGAGGCGCGUCAGUCGAGCCGCAACCGUCGAACGGUGAACAUCGUGACACGGUCGAUAAUAGAUCACGAUUGUCGUUCUGUUUGUGAGUUUCCUUUUGGUGGAACGACUCGAGGGUAAACAAAAUGGC